This is a messenger RNA of Mustela erminea (ermine), 5397 nucleotides long. RefSeq names its product calcium/calmodulin dependent protein kinase II delta (gene CAMK2D). The coding region runs from base 520 to 2121 and encodes 533 amino acids. The record is from RefSeq and is a predicted model, not a curated record. Gene Ontology annotation, biological process: protein phosphorylation. Gene Ontology annotation, molecular function: ATP binding; calmodulin binding; calcium/calmodulin-dependent protein kinase activity. The transcript has 21 exons. Gene Ontology annotation, cellular component: neuron projection; cytoplasm. Lineage: Eukaryota; Metazoa; Chordata; Mammalia; Carnivora; Mustelidae.
CUCGGCCGAGCCCCGGCGCGCCCUGCGCCCGCGCCUGCUGACAGCUGCAGCUGGGCUCCAGCCGUCCGCUCGCAGCUACUCGGCCUCCGCCCCCUCGGGCUCCCUCCUCUCCGCCCUUACCCCUCCAGCCCCGGUGCGCUAGUUUCGCAACUGCUUGCCUCUCGCCCCGUGCCCGGCUGUUUUCCAUUUCCCGGCCCCUUCUUCCUGAGUAGUUUGCCCCCCGCAUUUGGGGAGAGGGGCUGGAAAGGGGGUAGGGGGAGCGCUCAGAGGAGAAGGAAGCAAGGGCCGGUGGAGGAGGAGGAGGAAGAGAAUCGCCGGACCUUGGGGAGGCGACCCCACACCACCCUUUCUGGUCAUCUCCCCUCCCGCCCCGCCCCUGCGCACACUCCCUCCCGGGCGAGCUACUUUCGGACGAGGAAAGUGAGGGCGGCCCUGGGUGACAGCGCCGCGGGGCCAGUCCCGGGGAAGCCGCGCGUCUGUUCAAGUCUUGUCUGCCACGCUCCCAGCCAGGGACCGAGGAUGGCUUCGACCACAACCUGCACCAGGUUCACGGACGAGUAUCAGCUUUUCGAGGAGCUCGGAAAGGGGGCUUUCUCAGUGGUGAGAAGAUGUAUGAAAAUCCCUACUGGACAAGAAUAUGCUGCCAAAAUUAUCAACACCAAAAAGCUUUCUGCUAGGGAUCAUCAGAAACUAGAAAGAGAAGCUAGAAUCUGCCGUCUUCUGAAGCACCCCAAUAUUGUGCGACUUCAUGACAGCAUAUCAGAAGAGGGCUUCCAUUAUUUGGUGUUUGAUUUAGUUACUGGAGGUGAACUGUUUGAAGACAUAGUGGCAAGAGAGUAUUACAGUGAAGCUGAUGCCAGUCAUUGCAUUCAGCAGAUCCUGGAGGCUGUGCUACACUGCCAUCAGAUGGGCGUAGUCCAUCGGGACCUGAAGCCUGAGAAUUUGCUUUUAGCUAGCAAAUCCAAGGGAGCAGCUGUGAAACUGGCAGACUUUGGCUUAGCCAUAGAAGUUCAAGGAGACCAGCAGGCGUGGUUUGGUUUUGCUGGCACACCUGGGUAUCUUUCUCCAGAAGUUUUACGUAAAGAUCCUUAUGGAAAGCCAGUGGAUAUGUGGGCAUGCGGUGUCAUUCUCUAUAUCCUCCUGGUGGGAUAUCCACCCUUCUGGGAUGAAGAUCAACACAGACUGUAUCAGCAGAUUAAGGCUGGAGCUUAUGAUUUUCCAUCACCAGAGUGGGACACAGUGACUCCUGAAGCCAAAGACCUAAUCAAUAAAAUGCUUACUAUCAACCCUGCCAAGCGUAUCACAGCCUCAGAGGCACUGAAACAUCCAUGGAUCUGUCAACGUUCUACUGUUGCUUCCAUGAUGCACAGACAGGAGACUGUAGACUGCUUGAAGAAAUUUAAUGCUAGAAGAAAGCUAAAGGGUGCCAUCUUGACAACUAUGCUGGCUACAAGGAAUUUUUCAGCAGCCAAGAGUUUGUUGAAGAAACCAGAUGGAGUAAAGAUAAACAACAAAGCCAACGUGGUAACCAGCCCCAAAGAAAAUAUUCCUACCCCGGCGCUGGAGCCCCAAACUACUGUAAUCCACAACCCUGAUGGAAACAAGGAGUCAACUGAGAGUUCAAAUACAACAAUUGAGGAUGAAGAUGUGAAAGCACGAAAGCAAGAAAUUAUCAAAGUCACUGAACAACUGAUUGAAGCCAUCAACAAUGGAGACUUUGAAGCUUACACGAAAAUAUGUGACCCCGGCCUUACUGCUUUUGAACCUGAAGCUUUGGGUAAUUUAGUGGAAGGGAUGGACUUCCACCGAUUCUACUUUGAAAAUGCUUUGUCCAAAAGCAAUAAACCAAUCCACACAAUUAUCCUGAACCCCCAUGUACACCUGGUAGGUGAUGAUGCUGCCUGCAUAGCAUACAUUAGGCUCACACAGUACAUGGACGGCAGCGGAAUGCCAAAGACAAUGCAGUCGGAAGAGACUCGUGUGUGGCAUCGCCGGGAUGGAAAGUGGCAGAAUGUUCAUUUUCAUCGCUCUGGGUCGCCAACAGUACCCAUCAAGCCAUCCUGUAUUCCAAAUGGGAAAGAAAACUUCUCAGGAAGCACCUCUUUGUGGCAAAACAUCUAAGGCCUGAAAACCAUUCACAUAUGGGUCUUCUAAAUAUCAACAGUGCCACUUCUGCAUUCUCUGUUCUCAAGGCACCUGGAUGGUAACCCUGGGCCGUCCUCUCCUCCUCUUCAUGCAUGUUUCUGAGUGCAUGAAGUUGUGAAGGUCCUACGUGUAAUGCAUAUGUGAUGCACCAUCUUGUCAUAUAUUCCUUCCUAUACAUUGUUUACACUUGCACUAUGGGGAUGUUCCAUGCAAACUUCAAUUACUGUUGGCAAACAAUAGAGGGAGGUCAGACAAAAAAAAAAUUUCCACAAUAUUCCAAGUACAACCUACUCAUCAAGUUUCUGUUUAUGCCAAGAUACAACAGACUUCAAAAUUAUUCUCUGAAUGACAAUUUGUAAGAGAAAUGUAAAUUUUUAAAACUCUUUGCUGUUAAUCAGUUUUGGGCUUAUUCAACAAAAAGCAAAAAAAAAAAAAAAAUAUAUAUAUAUAUAUACACACACACACACACAUCUUCGGUUUUGUGGUGUGAUCCUGGUUAUUACUGCUGUCUAACAAAGUAGGUUAAUAUGUGGGUAAAAUCACUCAUGAAUGUGGAAAUGAGAAUCAGUUGGUUUGCUACCAUCUAAAGUCAUGUUGUUUUUGGUCAAACUGUAAACUGGAAAAAUUCACAUAAUUUAUGAGUGAUCGCUUUAAGAUAUAUUUACACUUUUGGUGAAUUCACUGAGUUUCAUGUUCCUUUCUCAAAUAUGUGCACUCUUUUCUCCAUUUGCUCUUACUCGUUGCUGUUUGCUUUUUCUCCAUCCUCUUCUGUCUUUUCUCACACACUACAAGACAGAAAGGAAAGUGAAAUUUGCAUCGUGGAGGUAACAAAACUAGCACUUUUGAUCAUCUUCCGGACCCACAAAAAUGUCAAGAUUUUAAAGGCUUCUUAUUCUGCUUCGGCUCUAGUUUGGACAUAGGGAUCCUAGGUCAGCGGUAUUAGAAUUGCUUAAAUUUCAGGCAAAAACAGUGAGAUUCCUAGUGUACUACCAGCUGGGGGGACUGGCAAGAAUACCAGGUUGGAGUGCAGCAGGGUUUCCUCUACACACACUUAGUUCUGCGUGGUGGGAGGGGCCCCUCUAGCUGUCUAAAGUCAGAGAGGCCGGCGAGGGAUUUCCAUUCUCGUAAGUGUUUAGAACUCGAUCUCUGUGGCUUGUGCUCUCUUAGCUUCUCUCUUGUGUCAGUAACAUUAUCUCCCUCUGAGGAUUCAGAUUUUCCAGUUUAAAAAGAAAAGGGAAAUGCCCAGAUUUUCUUUGUGCUUCUCAUUUCUCCUUUGUUUAUUCAACUCCUAUAAGGCUGUUUUUCUUCCCUGAAAUGCUUUAUAGUGCAUGAUAUCGUCAUCAGCGUUAUUUUAACAAUAGUAAUUCACAAUCUUCAGAAUCCUAUUUUUAAAGCAGAAGCAAAAAACUAAACAACCCUCCCUCUUUCUCUCAUUUCACCUUUCUGUGUUGACUAAUCACCUUAGAUAUUGUUGCUAGUGGAUGUAUGGUAGAUGGAUUGAAGCUUUUCUGGUAAUUACACAAUUUAAAAAUAUAUAUUUAAAAUAAAUAUAUACAGUAAAUGAAAUGUAUUGAGCCAUGUUAACCUGCCAAUGAGAUCUGUGAAAAGUAAUGGCCUCGUUUUUCCCUUUUUGAUUUCUUUUACCUUUUUGUGAACCGGCUACACGUGGCAUACAUGUAUUUUAAAAAUAAUAGGUAUAGAGUGGUUUUUUUUUUUUUUUUUAACUUUUAGCAUGUGGUGUUGAAGUAUUACUGUAGAUCAAGUAUGUCUUCCGCACUAAGAUGUGAGGAAAUUGUGAUUUGUUCUCUCCACCACAACUGAAUUACACAUUUAUUAUCUUCUAUCAUUUUGAAACACUGCAGUUUACCAUGGGACACUGUAUAUAUUUCUUGCCAUAAUGGUAAAUGACUGAUUGAUAUAUUUAAGAGUUAAUAAAUUUGUGAUUUCUGCUGACAAUGUGUCCAUCUUUUUUUCUUGAGAAUAGGUACUAUAUGCAUGCAUGAUGCUGGCUAGUGCCAACAGCAACGUGUCCUGCUACGGUCUCAUUAGUUCAUAGCAGUUUACCUUUGAUGUAAAGAUAAAGGCACUUUACUAUAUGCACAAAAUAACAAACUCUGCUGGGAAGAUUUUUCUGAGAACAAAAUAGUUAAAAACAAGAGUCCUAAAAUUUCUAAAUAUGUCCUCCAGUCCAUCCUUCAGUGACUGCUAGGGUAUAAUCUAAAUCUGACUGUAGAACACUUCAGUGUUAUCUUCAGUAUACAGGCAAGCACCUUGUCUCCUGCUGCUCCUCAACUUGAACUUGAAUGUACAGAAGUACAACAUCUUUCAAUUUACUGCAAGCAUCAUGCAUCUAUUUACGCUUUUAUUCUUUCCCUUGCUACUUCUUCAACCUAAUUCUUACUCAUUCCUAAAAAUCCAAUUUAGAAAAUCAUCCAUUUGAUUAAACUUUCCUAGACCCUGCUCUAAGCUUGCUCAUCCUCUCUAUAUAGUGUAAUUUGGGUCUAAUUCUCCUGCCAACCAUGCGGUUUUGAAAAUACAUCUCUGUGUCUCCUCUACUGGAUGGAGUAUAAUGGCUCUAGAGGUAAGAACUGUGGGUUCAUCUUUAUAUCUCUAAACUCCAAGAGGGCCAGGAAGAGAGAAACUGUUAAUAGUUUUGGACUGUUGGCCAAACCAUGAAUGGGAAUGUCAGGAUACAAUCGGACACUUCUGAGUUUAAUGUGCAGCUCUGUUGAUGUUGUCUUUGACACUCUGAGCAUGGUGCCUCUUCUCUCUGAACUUUAGUUUCUGUAUUUGAAAAAUGAGAACAAACAUACCAAUUUUCUAGGGGUAUUAUGAGGAGUAGAGAUUAUGGGUACAAAGUACCUAGACUAAUAUUUGGUAGAUAAUAUUAAAUGGUAGCUACUGUAACUGACAUAAUCACUGAUACUAAUACUCCCAUUGUUCCUUGCUCAGGGGAGUGGAACACUCUUGUUUUAUGGUCUGCUUUCUUUAGGUAGGUUUAUAUUGCUGAUAUUCAUUUCAAAUAUCUCAGUGGGAAGAGGAGAAAUACUGAAUAAGGUAGUCAUCUAGCCGAAAGCAGAGAAAUGGCAUGAAGUAAAUCAAUACAUUCUAGGAAAACUCUCAAGGAAUCCUACUCUUAAGUAACUGAAAUUCUGAAUCCUUGUAUAAGUAAUCAUAUAUAAUGUAAGGGUAAACAUAAAUGGCCCAACACUUGAGUGAUUUCAUUAAAUAAAAUUCUUGAUAUCUACAGUU